Messenger RNA from Mizuhopecten yessoensis (Yesso scallop), 4051 nucleotides. Its product is annotated as homeobox protein Hox-D4a-like. Gene Ontology annotation, molecular function: DNA-binding transcription factor activity, RNA polymerase II-specific; RNA polymerase II cis-regulatory region sequence-specific DNA binding. The record is from RefSeq and is a predicted model, not a curated record. NCBI's taxonomy places the organism in Eukaryota, Metazoa, Mollusca, Bivalvia, Pectinida, Pectinidae. The transcript has 2 exons. Gene Ontology annotation, cellular component: nucleus. Bases 153 to 1052 code for a protein of 299 amino acids. Gene Ontology annotation, biological process: regulation of transcription by RNA polymerase II; anterior/posterior pattern specification.
CAUGCAUAAUGUUCUGAAGUGAAAAUGGUAGUUGUUCAGUAGUGGGGGUGGCUACCUGACUGACGCUGUACGUACAACGAUGGUCGGUUAACUCGUCACUAAAAACACAAAUCAUCUGAGUACAAGAUAAUAAUACUAAGUGUAUCGAGGCUAUGAGUUCCUACCUAGGAAACCUACUGCCGGCACACAUGGCUGCUAACGCUGGACAUUCGGAUGUGUUCUAUCCACGCGCGGAAAAGUCAGCGGACAACCAUCAUUCGGCAGGAUAUCAUACAACGUCAACUCAUAAUAUGUGUUACGAAAAUGAAAAUUCGACAUACAGCAUGGGUAACUAUAAUUGUUAUCCCAUGUACGAGAGAUUAGACUCUCAGAACCAGAUCCAACCUAUGAACCUUGUAGCUAAACAGCAAGGAUACUGUCCCGGUGGAAACGGUAGCAUAUAUCCUUAUCAAAAUUCACACAAUUUUAGCCAUUCUAAUCAUUUGCAUGGGAUUUCACCUUACCAGGAUGACCGACCGAGCUGUGUUAAAACUGAGGAGGGGUGCAUCCCCACCCCUCCGCCUACCUACCCUUUACAUGAACAGCACCAAUCUGUGGGUCAGAUCCCCUCAAUAUCGGGUCAGGAACUGAACCCACACCAUCCACAUCUUUCCACAAAUCCGUCAUCAAUUAAUGGAAUUUCUCAACAAAAUAUGGCAGUAUAUCCAUGGAUGCGAGCAGCCGUAAAUGGAGGUUUUAAUUAUUUUGCAGAGGUUACGUACGAACAGAAGCGGACGCGCCAGACGUAUACCCGAUACCAGACACUGGAACUGGAGAAGGAGUUCCACUACAACCGCUAUCUGACUCGGCGGAGGCGGAUUGAGAUUGCCCAUUUACUCGGACUUACGGAGCGGCAGAUUAAGAUAUGGUUCCAGAAUCGACGAAUGAAAUGGAAAAAGGAGAACAAUAUUCCUAAACUGACCGGUCCGGAUCGGUCAAAACCUGAAACAGAUCCUGACAGAACAAACAUUGGCGCGAGUCCAAGUUCAGACGAAAAUAAUUAUUCCAAUUAAGUGAUACUAGUGUGACUGACUGCUGGCAGAGUUUUGAUAUAACGAGAACGAAAAACACACACACUUUAUUCAUCUCAGGGUAAAAAGACGGUUAAAAGAAACGAGACGAACUCCCGAUUUUUGCUCAUCAUACAGGUCCCAUUGUGUUAUAGAUGAGGUGCGCUUAUUACCAAGUGUACGGCAUGUGUUUAAAAAGUGGUGUGCGCUUACAGACAUCGGUACGGUAAGUGCACAUAUAAAGGAAUGUGCACCGUCUUGUGAUGAUGGUUAUAGGGUAAAAAGUCAAGAAUUCCCACAUGUAAAUUCAUCCAAGUUUCAAAGAUGGUUACUAAAUAUAUUUCAUGAAUAUUUACGAUAGGGGUUAUAUCCCAGUUGUAUGAAUCAUUGUUAUGAUUUAUUUGGCCGAUUUUUAUUAUUAGUUUCCUUUAUAAAACUAUUUCGUUAAACUUUUAGCCAAAAUAAUCAUCUGAUUUAGGAUGUUGAUGUUUGUUAUAAAUAGAAAAUUCGAAUAUAAGAAAUAAGGGAAUGUGAUAAAAUAAAAAUGAAUUGCUAUUUAUCAGUUUUAUAUUUGGUAAAAUAAACUUGGAUGAAAUUUAGCGGAUAUAUUCUUGCAAACUAAUUCUACAAAUGUGAAAUCAUUCACCACGGAGGAUGUUGACAGUGCUUUUUAUCGUAACCCGUUCGACGAUUGUGGAGUUUUCAUCUUCACCAUCGUUCUUUCCAUCUCCAAUAUCAUCGGUUAGGCCGGAGAGAUGGUAUGAGAACAAAAUAUCCAUGGACUGUGUGCUCUGUGCUAACCUCAUACAAGGCUCACACACACACAUAUUGGUAAGGUCCGCCUUUUUUUCAGAUAUAUAUGUUUUUGACCUUUUUUGUUUGUCAGAAACACCGAACUAGUCCUAUUCUGUUCUGCCAGAAUUAGUAUAAUGCAUAAUGCAGCAUUUACAUAUAAAAAUGUAGCAGUGCAGGAUUUUGUAAGUAAACAAAAUUUGAUAUUUGAGAGCCGCUAUUUUCCCAGUUAAUUGUUAUGUUGUUUUUUAACUUUAGUUAUACAGAUCUUAAAACUUCUAGACAAUAAAAUAUUCGUAGAUUAGAAAGUCAUUUUCGUCUUGAAACAAAAUACAAACAAGCUUGUUUACCCCGCAAUAUUAUCGAUGAAAACAAAAUUAGUCUAAUUUACAUUUACACUUACCAUUUUCUUGAGUUAAAUGCAAUGUAAUCUAAAAUAAAAUAAAAAAAUGUCAGCCCCACUAGAGAAUGUUCUGCUUCACAAGUCAAAUUGAUUUUGACUGUUCAUUGAAUCCUCCUUCAAUAUAAAUAAUACUGAAAUGAAAUACUUAAUUCUAACAUUGAAAAAGAGCUAAUAUUUCUUUUUUAUUAAACUUGAUAAUUUAAAGAAAUUCCCAAAAUCUCGUGUACAUAGAUUACACUUAAUCAACGUAUCCCAUUUUUAUUUUUGUAAUCAUUUUCUCUCGGUGCACACAGAAACAGAAAAGUAUAUCUGUUUACAGUGAAACAUAUUUUUAUUAAAUAAUAAAUUCUUUGGUAUCACGAUAACCUGUCUUAUUCAGUUUUCUUCGAUCAACCUUAUUCUUUUUUAAUAAAGCUCAUCCCGACACAAAUUAGGGAGCAAAAAUCAAUAUUAGUACCUGUUAAAAAUAAAUUGACGAUUUUCUGCGAGCUUACAAAGCUUUAUUCCCUCCCUUACCUGCUCAAUCAUCAAAACCACUUAAUUUGCUCUGCUCUAAAAAAAUAUUUUAACACCUCAGAAAUACAGAAAUAAACACCAAGGUGUUAAUAAUUCAUGAAUUAAACAUUUUUUCGUUUUGAAUGUUUGGACAAAAAACUGUAUAUAAAUUCAUUCACCUGAACAACACAAAUAUUUACACAACUCUAGUAAGCGUUGGAUUUCGUCAAGAAUGACGCUAUCGGCCUAAACGGGAGUUUUCAGAGGGCCGGGAAAGGCUGAGUCACUGCGCCAUCUGUGUGUGCUACGCUCCAAUGCCUAGAAAGGUAGGCGGUAUUCACUCGGUCGGUUUGUAGCCAAUCAAAAAAUUCGAUAUAUCUCAAACACUAAGCUCCGCCCACUAAAGGGCGUAUGAAGAUCGCGGAAUAAAGUAGUACCUGAUUUUGUUGAAGAAGUUUAAUUUAGUUAUUUAUACCCGUGUUUUUGAUAGAAAUCUUAUGUUUGCAUAUCAUUUCUUUCGAGUAACAUAGGCUAAUGAAAUGUAAACGUUUCUUUUAAUAUUUUUUUUAAUUGUUUAUUUUGUAACCGCGUGCAUGGCUCUAGCGUUGGAGCUGUUCCCUUGUUAUCAUUUAUAUAUUAUAUACAUAUAUAUAUAUAAAUGAUGUUGAAAUGAAUACAGACUAAUUUUCGGCAUUCUUAAAAAGUUAGAAAGAAUGAAAUGAAUUGUAUAGUGCAUGUUAAGGGAGAAAUGGAUAUAAAUGACUUUGAAUGGAUUGUGUAUGGCUUAAAUGAAAAUGAGCGUGGUGAUUGUGUGCGAUUGUUGACUCGGAUGUGUUGAUAAUUCCAUAACAAUACAAGGUUUUCCCCUCAAUGUGUUUUUCUGUUCUCUCUCUUUGUCUUUCUGAUACAAUAGAUCAUACCGUUAACAUUCUAUUAAACACACAGGAAAUGUCUUCUUUUUAUCUCUUAAUGUAAAUAAUUUAGUUGUGCAUUACUCCUUCUUCACUAGAGAGAGGACGAAACAAACACAGUAUAUUGAAUUUGGUAGAGUUUUUUGUGGUUUGACGGAAUGCAAACGGUAUAUUAGAUCGCCCUGAAAAACAAGGCGUUUGUAUUUAUACCUUAGCAUAAGCAAUUCACUAAUUCGGAUACAAAGAAAGAAAGGAAUAUAUGAGUUGUAAGAGAGGUGAACAUGUGCGUUGUUGUAUUCGCGUAGAAUGUCGUUUUGUCCCUGGUUAGCGAGAAUAUUGAAUUUGUAAGAUAAUACAAACAGAAAAAUCGUUAUACUUAAUAAAACUGUGACUUUGUAAAA